AUAGAUGACACGAGCAGCUUAGAUGCUGCAAGACUUAAGAUAAAUGAAGAAUUCAAAAAUAAUAAAAAUGAGACUUCUCCUGAAAAAAUAGCUGAGUUUAUAAAAUUAGCUUCAAAUGUGGAAGUUAUACUUAGAACAUGUGUCCUACAAGGUGUUUAUGUGGAUGCCAACAAAAUAAAGCUUUUACCAAGAAAGGAGGUGCUACGAGACAAUGCCCCAUACUGUGACACACUGAAGCAAAACACAUGAACAGAAUAAAACUUUUGAUUAAUUAACAAUGCCAUGUAAUU
This is a messenger RNA of Ahaetulla prasina, 290 nucleotides long. RefSeq names its product complex III assembly factor LYRM7-like. Gene Ontology annotation, biological process: mitochondrial respiratory chain complex III assembly. NCBI's taxonomy places the organism in Eukaryota, Metazoa, Chordata, Lepidosauria, Squamata, Colubridae. The record is from RefSeq and is a predicted model, not a curated record. The transcript has a single exon. The annotation marks the transcript as partial.